CAUCCUGGCCGUGAUUUAAAACACUACUCCAGGCUAUAUAGUGGGGUGAGAGCAAACACAGGGUUGGAAAGAAAGCUCUCAGUCCCUCACAGCAAACAGAGGCAGUUUCAAGGACUUCAUUCCACAGCUAAAAGACUGUGAUCUCAUUUCGUAGGAAAACAGCAACUUCUCACACGCACAAGCAUGAGAUCCAGGCGGCUGAUCUCCGUGACCCACCUGCCUACAAUCAGUGAGACAGGAGAGAUGCUGUUUGUGGGAGGGAGCCACGCGCAGGCCGAGGAGCCCCUGGCUGGGCUGGAUGAGUAUGUCCAGUCCAUUAGCCAGCUGGCCCAGCCAUCCUCGCUGUCCAGCGGGCUCCCAUGUCCUUGCCAGGGCAGCCAGAACAAGCCUCACAAACUCCAGAGGGCACAGGGGAAAGUGGCCCAGAGCGGGGUCGCACUCCCCAGCCCUGAGAAGGUGCAGGGCAAUGCAGCGUCACUGCAGGACAUCACAGCCCAGUUCAACCAGCAGCACAACCUCCAGGGGCUCACCGGCAGCGCUGACCCGCUAGCCUGGCUCUUCGGAUUCUCAGAAGCAAAGGAGCAGAGUCCGGGCCUGCGGAAACGGGCAAGUCCUUCUUCCCACUCCUCCCAGACGGCCACCGACGCAGGCUGCCCAGCAGCCCCCCAGCAGACAGCCCAGGGGAACCUCAGUGCCACCAGCGAUCCCAGCAGCGCAGCCCGGAAACUGAGCAGCCCAGCUCUGCCUCUGGAACGGAGAUGCCGCUGGCAGCGAACACGCAGACGGCCAGCUCUUCCCAGCUGUGUGGUGAGGGGCAGGCCCAGCCGGGCCCAGAGCGCCCGCCUACCUGUCAUUUAUGAAUUGUGAUGGACUCUAGUAAAACUCACUUGUCAACGGUGCUCCAUGUGGCUGUACUCUAGGGUGGGGGUCACUGCCUGGGUGCGCAGCCCAAGGGCCUGCCUGGAUUAUAUAGGCACACAUCACUCAGCGAACGGCGCCCCAUACCUCUUACCAGCCCCACACCCCUCUGGCCAGGGGCCCAGGCCUGCCCAGCAGCCAGGCUCUGCCAGGGGUCUCCUCACAGCCAAGGGGCACUCCUAGGGCAGGGCACAGGGCAGCCAGUGCUUUCCAGUCAGAUAGAAGGAUGUUGCCCUGAGUGACGGGCACACAGGCCAGCCGGAGCCCUGGGCACAGGCAUUAUCUUGGCUCAGUCCAGCUUUGUGCUGGGGGAUCUCACUCUUCCCGGCUCAACAAAGGGAGAAAGUGGAGCGCAGCGCUCAGCAACUACCACUGUGCAUCUCUGUCCUGACACUGCACCGCUGUCCUGACCCCCUGC
Caretta caretta (loggerhead turtle) is the source of this 1336-nucleotide messenger RNA. It is a transcript of the gene DEPP1, whose product is annotated as DEPP autophagy regulator 1. Gene Ontology annotation, cellular component: mitochondrion. Lineage: Eukaryota; Metazoa; Chordata; Testudines; Cheloniidae. The record is from RefSeq and is a predicted model, not a curated record. Gene Ontology annotation, biological process: regulation of autophagy.